This is a messenger RNA of Trematosphaeria pertusa, 1875 nucleotides long. RefSeq lists its product as uncharacterized. The record is from RefSeq and is a predicted model, not a curated record. The transcript has 3 exons. NCBI's taxonomy places the organism in Eukaryota, Fungi, Ascomycota, Dothideomycetes, Pleosporales, Trematosphaeriaceae. The coding region runs from base 1 to 1875 and encodes 624 amino acids.
AUGGCUGUCAGAGCAUUGAGAACAUUCUCGACCAGUCCUCGAGAACCUGCCGGGUGGCUUCGAUUCCGACAUCCUAUUACCAACACUACGUUCCUCAAGCUGCAAGCCGCACCUUCAAUCUCUUCUACGACCUCCGGAAGCAAUGGAAGCUUAGUUAAUGGGAUGGUCCUUCAGAUUGCACAGCAAGCGUGUUCUGUCAUGGCCGGAAACUUAUGGAAUGGGUAUUUGUCACGUUCGCAGGACCCUGAAGACGCCCCACUCCAUGCAGAUGCUACAGAGAGCACAAUUCUUCAGCCAGGAACGUACUAUUUCCAUUCUCCGAAGCAAUAUUCCAAUCGCGACUAUCCCGUCAUCAGUAAUGUCUUCCAGUACCGGUUUCCAUCAUGCUCGCAGCUUCCGGCCAGCUGGCUCAAGGCACAUAUCGGAGCAUAUAACUACCCCAAGUUCAACAAAACUUCCCCCAAGGUCGUCAUAGAACGCAUUGUCUUUCAGAGAGAUGACUAUCGGGACCGAAUUCUGGGCGAUAGUGACAUCUUUACAUUUGCUCCGCUUGUCCGACCAAAGUAUCAUGCGCAAGUUCUAGCAGAUAUCAGGGCCAAUCAUUCGCCGACGAUGCCCCAACUCACAAGCGCGCUCAAGGCGACCCGAACUUCGAAACACCUAACUCUUCUCGACCUCAGAGGGCCCUACAAUACAAUCUGUGUCGAACCAACAUCGGCCGCCCUUCUCAGGGACGAGAAGAUCGUCAUUAAACCAGUCCUAUGUUCCCCAGUACGAUCACUCUUUCAGCGGCCACUGGUAUCUAGUGUUCGCACCUACUCCGCUAUCGCGGCUAUUCCGCCAACCUACGCCCGUGCAUAUAGUAAGGCGCAGCGACGGAAUACCGCGACUUCGAACGUGUCCGCUUUCUCCACGGGCCUAACCACACGCGCAUCCGGAGGAGGCGGCGCCAAAGCGACCUUUGAUCACGAGUGGGACAACGAAUACGCAUUGGUAUUCAAUGCAAGGACCGGGAAGCUCCUGGCAGACUUUCCAUCACUUCCCCAUGAGGGAAGUUCGCACUCGAAGUCAACGCAUUCGAAGAUGGCAAUCCAAGUGAGCUCGAUACUGACGAGCAAUGCUCUUGGACACCUUACUAAAGAUCAUCUGGGCGGUGACAUCGUCCAAGACGAGUUUCUACCACCCGGGAAGUACUUUUGGCAUCCAGUAGGUCCAAGUCAGUCAUCCUCGCCCCACUCAAAGCUCAUCAAUUACUCAUCGGUAUACGCAGACGCCAAACAAUUGGAGUGGUUCUGGGAGUGGGAGUUGCCGAAUGAACUACCCCCCGAAUGGUCGACCAUCGCAUACGAAUAUCCUCGUUACCGCUAUUCUGCCACUCGCACGGUUGCUAAGGAGAGGGACGGCAAGUGCGUCAUCUCAGGCGAUCCGGAUGUAUUGGAACUUGCACACCUCGUACCUAAGGCCGAACAGGCCAAAUUUGACAACGAUAAGAUGGACCGAUUCAUUAUUCCAGGCGCAGCACCAGAGCCGAAGGGCGACAAGCUUGGGAGACCCCGAAGAGUGCUCGAGAAGUGUUCGCCGCGAAACGGUCGAUCAUUCCCUGAUUCCCGAGGAAUCGAUAAUCCAUCCAACCUCAUCCUAAUGGAACCGUACUCCCAUCAGGCACUGGAUCGUGCGUUUUGGGAUCCCCUGCCACAUGAUGGGGGCUUCAUUGCCGCCCUUGCGGUGCACCCAACAUCUUCUGUGCUCUACGAGCGAAUCCAUGAUAAGCAAAUUCAUCUUAAGGGGAUCUCACCUCAUUUCCUCUACACUCGGGCGGCAUGGAACGUCUUCAAGAGGCAUAAGAAGGGUGAGAAUUGGUCUCGAUUGAGCUAG